AUGCUCGAGAAGUCCUUUGCUAUGCAUGCCGAUAACGUCACGUACGAUCUUGAAGACAGCGUCGCUCCACACAUGAAGUCAGAAGCGCGGUCGAACCUGCGCGACAUCUUGAACAAGCAACGACCAAGCGGCAUCAAGGAGAUGUGCGUGCGGAUAAACAGCGUAGAUACAGGUCUGGCAUUGGACGACCUGACAGAGGUACUCAAGGGCGAGUACCUGGAUGCGAUCAUGCUACCAAAGUGCGAGAGCGCUGCGGAUCUUCACUUCGUCACUGAUGUCAUACGGCACUUGCGUCCUGACAGACAUCCGUCAAGUACAACCACAACAGGUAGCGGGAUCAAGAGAGAGCCACUCCGGAUCAUAGCCCUCAUAGAAUCUGCCAAAGCGAUCCAGAACCUCAGCUCCAUAUGCGCCGCAUCGCCCUACCUCAGCGGCCUCGUGUUCGCAGCCGAAGACUUUGCGAAAGACAUGAGUCUCACGCGCACACCCUCGCUCACAGAGUUUUUGUAUGCGAGAUCAGCGAUCGCAACAGCCGCACGAGCCGCCGAACUUCCCUCCACCAUCGAUCUGGUAUGCACAAGCUACAAAGGUGAAGCAGGGCUCAAGACACUGGAAGAAGAGUGCUUGAACGGCAAGGGCAUGGGCUUCAACGGCAAGCAGUGCAUACACCCAAGCCAAGUCGCUGUAUGUCACAAAUCGUUCAGCCCUGGCGAUAAGGAGGUCGAGUGGGCAGCUCGGGUGGCUAUUGCAGACGAGAAGGCCAGCCAAGCAGGACGAGGCGCGUGGACGUUGGACGGCAAGAUGAUUGACGUUCCUGUUGUUAAGAAGGCCCAUGCGAUUCUGAAGCAUGCGCAGGCGUGCGAGAUUGAUGUGGAGACGAUUCGAGAGAAGUGGAAGGGACAAGAGCCAGAGUGA
Molecule: messenger RNA, 915 nt
Organism: Parastagonospora nodorum SN15
Lineage: Eukaryota; Fungi; Ascomycota; Dothideomycetes; Pleosporales; Phaeosphaeriaceae
Exons: 1
Coding region: 1-915 (304 amino acids)
Biological process (GO): oxaloacetate metabolic process
Molecular function (GO): magnesium ion binding; catalytic activity
Source: RefSeq, a predicted model, not a curated record